Molecule: messenger RNA, 1290 nt
Organism: Botrytis cinerea B05.10
Lineage: Eukaryota; Fungi; Ascomycota; Leotiomycetes; Helotiales; Sclerotiniaceae
Exons: 1
Coding region: 138-1148 (336 amino acids)
Source: RefSeq, a predicted model, not a curated record
GGAAGAUAAAUAGUAGACCUAUGUCCUCCAAAUCAGAACUCAUCUUAUCCUCAUCAUCUCCAGAUUCAAAUCCGAAAAAUCAGCUCUCUAAAUCAUUUCUAGACUUCAAAUUCCAGAACAUUUCUCUCUCCAUCACGAUGUCCCGAUACGCAGACGUUCAUCUGAACACCAGUGGCCCUGGUGAUGCCCGCCCAACAGCCAUUCAAAUUAUCAAGGACGAAGGUGUGGAGGGCAAGCUAAAUGGAAAAGUUAUUGUUAUCACAGGCACUUCGUCUGGAAUUGGUAUUGAGACAGCACGUGCUCUGUCUUUGACUGGCGCAAAGCUGUUGUUGACCGCACGAAACUUGAACAAAGCCAAAACUGCUUUGGAGGGAAUCCUCGAACCAGGACGCGUUGAGCUAGUCGAAAUGGACAACAACUCCCUUAGCAGCGUACGUGCCGGCGCAAAAGAGAUUCUCCAGAAGUCGAACAACCAAGUCAACAUCCUUGUCAACAACGCUGGUAUCAUGGCUCUGCCUAAGCUGGAGCUUACAGAAGAUGGCUUUGAAAAGCAAUUUGGAGUUGAUCAUCUCUCCCAUUUCCUCCUCUUCGAGCUUUUGAAGCCCGCUCUCCUCGCCAGCGCCAGCCCUGAAUUCUCGUCUCGAGUUGUCAUUGUCGCUUCCUCUGCCCAUCACGUAGCGUCAAUCAAUGAAUCAGGCAAUUACAAUUUUGAGAAGACUGAUUACAAUGAAUGGGUUGCAUAUGGACAAGCCAAAACUGCCAAUAUAUACAUGGCCAACGAAAUCGAGCGACGCUACGGAUCCCGAGGGCUUCACGCCACAAGUCUUCAUCCUGGAGUAAUUGCCUCAACGGGGCUCAUGCAGUAUAUGGACACUGCCGUGGUAGAAGAAAUGAAAAAGAAUAAAGAGGCCUACAAAAUGAUGAAGAGCGUAGAGCAGGGUGCUGCAACAACAGUCUGGGCUGCCAUUGGAAAAGAAUGGGAAGAUAAAGGAGGAGAAUAUCUUGCUGAGUGCGGAAAGACAACCCGUGGGAAUGACAAUCACGAGGUUACAGGUACAGGAUUUGCAGGACAUGCUUAUGAUUCUGAGGCUGAGGCUCGACUGUGGAAAGAUUCAUUGGCAAUGGUCGGUUUGACAGACGAUCAGUAGGAUGGUUCUUCUCUCUUGAUUCAGGACCACUGGCGAUUGACAUUUUUCUUAACAUUAUUCAAUGAAUAAUGGAUCAGUCGUACUUUUAACAUUUUUGACUAGUUUAUUGUUCAUAUUCUGUAAUUGUAUUUCAUCUCAAUAA